This is a messenger RNA of Elephantulus edwardii (Cape elephant shrew), 429 nucleotides long. RefSeq names its product hemoglobin subunit alpha-like. Gene Ontology annotation, biological process: hydrogen peroxide catabolic process; oxygen transport. Gene Ontology annotation, cellular component: hemoglobin complex; haptoglobin-hemoglobin complex; blood microparticle. The coding region runs from base 1 to 429 and encodes 142 amino acids. The record is from RefSeq and is a predicted model, not a curated record. The transcript has 3 exons. Gene Ontology annotation, molecular function: haptoglobin binding; organic acid binding; oxygen binding. NCBI's taxonomy places the organism in Eukaryota, Metazoa, Chordata, Mammalia, Macroscelidea, Macroscelididae.
AUGGUCCUCUCUGCUGCUGACAAGGCCAACGUCAAGGCCGCCUGGGACAAGGCUGGAGGCAACAUUGGUGCCUAUGGCGGUGAAGCCCUGGACAGGACCUUCCUCUCCUUCCCCACCACCAAGACCUACUUCCCUCACUUCGACCAGACCCCUGGUUCCAAGGAUAUCAUGAACCAUGGCAAGAAGGUGGCCGAUGCUCUGACCCUCGCUGUGAACCACUUGGAUGACUUGCCCCAAGCCCUGUCUGCCCUGAGUGACCUGCAUGCUCACAAGCUGAGGGUGGACCCUGUCAACUUCAAGCUUCUGAGCCACUGCCUGCUGGUGACUCUGGCUGCCCACCUUGGCAAAGAAUUCACUCCUGCCAUCCACGCAUCUCUGGACAAGUUCUUGAGCACCGUGAGCACCACCCUGACCUCCAAAUAUCGUUAA